Messenger RNA from Macrosteles quadrilineatus (aster leafhopper), 681 nucleotides. RefSeq lists its product as uncharacterized. NCBI's taxonomy places the organism in Eukaryota, Metazoa, Arthropoda, Insecta, Hemiptera, Cicadellidae. The transcript is spliced from 2 exons. The record is from RefSeq and is a predicted model, not a curated record. Bases 101 to 580 code for a protein of 159 amino acids.
CAUUCUCCGCAGCCAUGAUAUAUUCUUCAGUGUCAAUGAACCAACCCGUGGUCUAUCUCCUUUAGACACUGUUCUUACCAAUCUUGAUAGCUGGAGAUACAUGGCCCAUGUAAGUGUAGAUCAGAUAUCUGACCACAAACAUGUUUUUUUUAAACUAGAUCUACCUGAAGGUGUAUCCAAACAUGGUCUGCAGGAACCUGACUACUUAAAUAAUCCUGUCAAAACUGUAACUUACAGACAAUUUAAUGAAAGUAACUACUGUUACUUUCAAUGUGUAUUGACUGAUCUGGCAGUAAAGUGGCUCUCUGAAAUAGAAUCAUUUAAUGCUGAACAAUCCUUUGACUAUUUCUUUGAUAAGUUCAGAAAAGUUUUUGACUAUUGUUUUCCCUUAAGAAAUAAAACCUGCAGGACUGUGCCUCCAGCCAAGGCAAAUGCUGGGUGCAGUGUAAACAACUGGUACACACCUGAACUCUCUGCCUUUAAGAACUUUAUCCUAGGUAUCAGUGACUUAUGCAAGAGUAACCCACAAUUGCUGCCCUACCUCCGUGAUCUCAGGAAGCAUUAUCGUUUGAAGGAAUAAGGUUCUACAAUGCCUUACCCAUAACUGUAAGACAACUCUUACCGAACAAGUUUGCGACCACACUAAAAGCUUGGAUGCUUGCCAAUCCAUUCUAUUCCAUA